Molecule: messenger RNA, 1923 nt
Organism: Eleginops maclovinus (Patagonian blennie)
Lineage: Eukaryota; Metazoa; Chordata; Actinopteri; Perciformes; Eleginopidae
Gene: nufip1
Product: nuclear FMR1 interacting protein 1
Exons: 10
Coding region: 133-1719 (528 amino acids)
Biological process (GO): box C/D snoRNP assembly
Cellular component (GO): nucleus
Source: RefSeq, a predicted model, not a curated record
UUCCUGCUCUCGCGGAAGUGACGUACGUGUGUCUAGAGCAAAACAUGCACAUGUGAGAGCUGCAUGGUGAGAAACCAACAUUUACUUUAAAUUUAAUUCACUCGACGCAACGAAAGAUUUCAGGCGUGAAGUAUGAAUGAACAGAGACACUAUCCUCCGCCGGACUUUAGUUGUCCCCCUCCAGACUUCAUCCAGCCAUUCCAGCAGCAGCCCCACUCCAGCAACUUCCACCCCAGCAUGUGGAGCUGGGGAGAGACGUCCGAACCCACCUGGGAAUCCAGGGGCCAGUCGGGAUGGCAUACAGGGGCAGGAGCAGGCUUUGGUCCUCCAUCUGGCCGUGGAGACUAUGGAUCAAAACGUCCGCAUGGUCAAAACUUUAACCGUGGAGGGCACCAUGGCGGAAAUCGAGGUGGAGGACAGAAUUAUGGAGCCCCCAACAAUUAUGGGAAAAAGCAGAAAAAUAAGAAGGAACCAGAGUUUUCACAUUUUUGUGACACUUGUGACCGGAGCUUCAAAAACCAGGAGAAAUACGAUGAACAUGUUUCUCAACACGUAAAGUGUUCUGUUCCUGACUGCAGCUUCAUGGCUCAUGAAAAAAUAGUCAGCUUCCACUGGAAAAAUAACCAUGCACCAGGCGCUAAAAGAAUCAAGUUGGAUACAGAAGAGGAGAUUGCAAAAUGGAGAGAGGAGAGGCGCAAAAAAUUUCCAACACUUCAGAAUAUUGACAAGAAGAAGAAAGUGAUGGAUGAGCGUGAGGAGACAGGAGCCGUUCUAGACACAGCUCAGUUUGGCCGAAUGAGGGGCAGAGGGCGCAGGCGUGGGCGAGGUCGAGGUCGUGGCUGGGGUAACAGAGGGUUCCAUGAGCAACACCCUCGAGACCCUCACCCAUCAGACAGCAGUGCCGCAGAGAGACCUCCCCCUCUCACCCAGCCCCGCAGAGAUGAGGAUCCACUGGGAGCACUCGCCAGCAGUGAUCAUGAUUCUGACAGAGAGGAUCCCGCCCCUCAAUCCAAAGCUGGUGUCCUCAUUGUGCCUCCCAAAAAGAUGAGCUCAGCUCUGGGCUCCCUGGUGGCUAACUACGGCUCCAUGAGUGAAAGUGAUGAGGAACCAGAGGAAACCCCCAUUCAAAGAGCUAAAGACCUUGUGAAAGAAAACCAGGCUCUCCUAAACACAAUACCGCCAAAGGGGAGAGGACCCUCGCGAGUUCCGGAAUCCUCUUCACAGAUUACACAGGGUCACAAAGAUGACCAUCAUAACAACACCCUUCACCCACAUAACAACGCAAGAGGAAGAGGGGGCAGAGGGCGAGGAGGCAGGGGAGGUAGAGGAGGGUACCAAGAUACACCGCAGGCACGUCGUCCCACUUUACUUGAGAUGUUACUGGCUGCAGAUAUCCGCCAUGAAAGGAAUGUCCUCCUGCAGUGUGUGCGCUAUGUUGUCCGAAACAACUUCUUCGGCCUGGAGAGCAGUCCUCAGAAUAAGGAAAGCAUAAAGGAAAAAGUCACACCCGUUAUCUCAACUGAACAGCAGGAAGUGAGGCAGGAAGAGCCAGCAGAAGAAUACAGCGCUGUGCCUCAGUCUCCCUCUCCUGUUGGUGAAGAGUCAACUGUCAAAGACUGCCACAGCCUCAAUCUGACGGACACAGAUAAAAUCAUACCUACCUGUAAUAUUUAUGAUGAUGAAGAUGAAAUAUGGGAGAGCCCUGGAGCUAUGUUAUAGCAAAUGACUUAAAUUAAUAAAUAUUAUUUUGUUCUCAAUCAGAAAAAUAAGACACUGGUCUUUUAAGAAGUUGGUGUUAAUAAUAAGAACUGUCUCAUUUUUCUGUGGUGUUGGUUUGACUUGGUUUGAUGGUUUGUUUGAUUUUUGUAACAUACUGAAGAAAGACUUUUUUUUUCAUAUUAAUAAAGAAAAUCGACCAAUUUA